AUGGACUCCGAGACUUCGAAGAGACGGGUAAGUGUGGCACGCCUCUUAUACCGGGUACCCGAGUUCGACGCGUCCGAGUCCGAUACUCGAGAUGGAUUUGUUCGCGAAGAAGACAGCCAAGACCAGUAUGGAUCGCCUAGCUUUGGCAGCUCCUACCUCGAUGAAGACUCCACGUCGGAGGGAAGCAGAGAGGGAAGCGACUCAAACGAACGUGCUCCGCGUUUGAAUGACAGCCGUUCUGAAGCUAGAGAUGAUGCGGAAUCACCCGAGCAGCGCCCAUCCAGCAAUGCCGUGCCACCUGAAGAUAUUCCGAGCAAGUCGAAGCGCAAGAAGUUCACCAAUGUGGAUGAUGUCGCGUUGCUUCGGCAAAUCCAGGCGGAUAUGCCAUUAAGGUAG
This is a messenger RNA of Phytophthora nicotianae INRA-310, 396 nucleotides long. RefSeq lists its product as hypothetical. The record is from RefSeq and is a predicted model, not a curated record. Lineage: Eukaryota; Oomycota; Peronosporomycetes; Peronosporales; Peronosporaceae. The transcript has a single exon. The coding region runs from base 1 to 396 and encodes 131 amino acids.